UUAAACGCCUUCCGACAGGGACAAAAACAUGUCGUCUACGUAACGGUUUGAAUUAGCUGCUCAUUUCACAAGUUCUGGUUCAGCUGCUAUAUGAUCCCAGUCGUGUACUCGGCCAAUAACCGGGAAAGAUGACACAGAAAACAGUGGGAUCCAUUAUAGGUCUUCUUUGCACCGGGACCUGUUUGGUGCAGGGGAAGGAGUUCUGUUUUGGAGUGAACAAUGAGCAGUACCGGUGUGAGAUGGGAUAUUGCUGCGGGGAGACUGAGUGCUGCACCUACUACUACGAGCUUUGGUGGUUCUGGUUGGUGUGGACGCUCAUCAUAAUGCUGAGUUGCUGUUGUGCUUACCGCCAUCGCCGGGUGAAGAUGCGCUUGCAGCAGGAGCAACGUCAGCGUGAAAUCAGCCUCAUGGCCUACCAGGGAGCUUCUAGCUCCUUUAUCUCCCCUCCACCCCUUAACCUCCGGUUCUGGACAGACUGCAAGCUACCUGACUACGAAGAGGUUGUAGGUCAUCCCCCGACUCCGCCCCCGCCUUACUCUGAGAGACCCCCAGAGACCACCACUGCCAUCCUACUGCCCCCCAUCCAGUCAGAAGCUGCCAUGGUGCUGGAACCCCCAACAGAAGACAAUACAGUAGAGGAGCAGGCUGCCAGUUUUUCCGCAGACCAAGAAGCUACAUCUGCACCCAGCCAAUCAGAGCGACCGGAGGAGGAAGACCCUGAGGGCCCAUUGGAGGAGGAGCUACUGACGCGGCGCAGGCAUGUGACUGGCGACUCUGGGAUUGAGGUGUGUGUAUGCCAGCUGGAUGAGGGCUCAGGGCUGGAGGAGGAUGAGGAGCGAGUGUGUCAAGGGGCCAGAGGGGACUGCUGCUUUGCCUCUGAGCACCACCACGUCCUCAGACACAAAGGGAGAACCCCAGAGCCCCAACCUCAGCCCCAGACUGCCAGCGCUGGAGACCGCCUAGUCUGAGCUGCAGUACCUGCCACCCAGAGGCAGCUCCUGCUGCUGGAUCCACAUGUUAGGGAGGGAGGCACUGGAAAGCUGUUUUUACUGUCAACAAAACAAUAACCCAAAACACCACCACGAAACAAACUGCCCCACGACAAGUCACCGAAUAACCAAGUAGUCAUGUUGUUGAUGUGCUUGUAGUGUUCAAUAAAACAACCAGGGUGACAAAAAGAUGCUUAUUUGGAAAAAGAUAGUCAUGGUUUAAUUCUUGGCUACCCAUGGGUGGUCCCUCCUCUGCUUUGCCAGUCUUGCUAUUGGAAUGAUGAGCCAAAUGCCCACGUUCUUCACAAAGGGGGGGUGGGGGGGGGGGUUAACGCUUCUAGAGAAAUCUGCUGAGUGGUAAGAAGAGGUGCAGACACUGGCUCAGAAUGGACUUCAUCUACCCUUCAAAACGCUCCUCAUUCCCCCACCGUCUGGGAAUUUGCUCUGGUCCUUCUAACAUUUCAUCUCUAUUGGGAAAGGACAGCAUACCAGCCCGGUCAUCAACUUACUAGAUGCUGCCUUGACCUGAAGGGACUGACCACCGGAUGCAGACUGUGACUGAGGGAACUGUUGCUUUCGUCGGGGGUGUGUGCUGUGUAACCUGGGGCGCAGUGAUGUCACCCCCGAGGUCAUCUCAGCCUGUGUCUGCUUUCCUCUUGGCGUGACAGCAGGGCUAUUGGCAUCCAGGGAUGAGGUUGGGAAGGGUGGUCUGUCUGUCUCUUACAGCCUUUCUGGACUGGUUCCUAAUAAUGUCAGGCCCCUGCCAUCCCUACCCAACUCCUCUUUCCAUUCCUCAUACCCUCUUCAGUGUCGCUCUGGUCAACACCUGGCCCGACUGAGUGUUUUGUAAUGGACUGGGUGCGUUUGAUCUCUGAUCGGACUGGCCAGGUGAACUGAACACUGUAAGCCGUGACAUUAUCCCAUCGCCGUGCCUGCAACUUGGUGUCUAUAAAAAGACUGCUGGUGAUAUAACGUGUGUGUGUGUGUGUGUGUGUGGUUAGGGGCGUGCUGUUGGAAAUAACAGCCCAGUGGAGGGGCGGGGAGUGAGACGUUUCAGCUGCAGUGGACUGGCUCGUCUCACUUUCUCAUUGUACCUUCUGGCUCAAAACUUGCUUUAACCGAGGCCCUGAUAAUGGCAACAAAGCUCUCAUCUGGGGGCUGCAAUGAGCGUAACGUGAGUGUGUAGAAUGCAUAGGGCAGUUUAGUACGGUCUUAUUUAGCAUGUCCUCAAACAGUGCCCUAACCCCUGGCGGCCGACACACACCUCCCCAGGUUUUAUAACCCAUUUUUAGAGGACGCGCUGGGAUGAUGUUUGUGUGCGCGGCCAGUCGCCUUUAGAAUCAACUUUAGAUGCCCUGUAUCUGGGUUCAUUGUGCUGUCAUGACUGAUGCCGACUCCCUUGGCUGGUACUGGUGGACAAUGCGAGAGUUUUGUGGUGGUCUUUUCCAUCUGGUGGUUGCAUGGUUUUGCGGUGUUGGCCCAGCUGCAUGCCUUGUUAUGAUAAACCACAUGUACCUUGGCGAUGGGCGUUCCUGGCCCAGCACGUGUCCAACUGUCGCUGUAGAGUCGGGCGGAGUGCUUGGGAUCCUAGCGUGGCGUUCCACUUAGAGGAAGCACACAAAAGAUCCUGCUGCUUUGGGUGUGUUUAAAUGGCAGUGACAAUAUUAUUAUUUUUUUAUAUUAUUUUGUGGUAUUCAUUUGCUUUUGUGCAGCACCUAUAGAUCAAGCAGGUUAUGGACUGAUGAUGUGUUUUCAUAUUUUAUUGACUUAAAGAUGUCAAUCAUUAAGCGUGUGAAGUAUCAAUAAUCAAAGUAACGUUUGAAAGUCAGAGGAUUGACUCGUGUACACAGACACACAUGGGCACUCCGCUCGCUGUCUCACAUUAGGACACUAAGAUGUUUUUAAUAAAACACCAUAAGCUGCCUUUGUAGUUGGCUGGGCAACAUGAAUUACAUGGCACAGGGCUGGUUGAUGAGUAGUCAUACAGCUAUUGCAUAUUUGUGUUUUUGUUGAAAGCUGAAUUGUGUCCAGCCCCGCUCUUUUUGAAGCAUUUCCUUUAUACAAGUUUAUAGAGUCUAAAGUGUAAGUGUCUCUGACUCUGUGUAUCUGUCGUCUUGUUGUUCUAGGAUGUGGUUUUGAAUUGCAGUAAACCUAGAGUGAAAACCACAAAACAAGAUCAUGACUUUUGCAUUUUGUAGAAGCGAUAGCCUGUAGUAAUGGGCAACAUUUUGUCUGCCGGCUUGGGUUUGAAGUUCAAAAUGCCAUUGGUUGUCAUGUUCAUCUAUUUGUGUUAUUAUGUAGAUGAACAUAUAUUUUGUUCUCAUGUUCAUCUAUUUUAGUAAUCAUUGUAUAUUUUGUAAGGAUAUGAUCAAGAGAAGUUUGAUAUUUGAACUGACCUGAAAGCAUGAAAUCAGUAAGUGGAAGAAGAAAAGAAAAAAGCGUUAUGGAAAGACAUGCUCCAUGGUUUUGUGUGUUUUCUUUUGAUCCAUUAUAAUUUUUUAUUGUUGUUUGUUGGGGAACAUAUCCCAACAAUAAAUGUAGAUGCUACAAAGUGCAUUUAUUUUUCUGCAAUAUAGAUAAAUGAAGAGUGUUGUUUUUGAGUUAGGACAACAGGGUCUCAGUGUCUCUGCCCCAUCACUCACUCCACCUACUGGGUAAAAUGAAUGCCAGACAAACUCUUCUUGCUUUCACAUGUUUACUUAGAUAAAGGGCUAUAAGUUAAUCAUGGACAAGCAUCCAUCCAUUCAUUAAUUUGCUCUGUAUUUUUCCUCUUUCCCUGCGUUUGAAGACUGGCAAUAUCUGAACAUGCAGCUGUUGUUACAUUCUCUGUAGUGCUCAUCUGUGAAUACUGUAUGAUUGUAUACAAUUGUUAUUAUCAUUCUAUUAGCUUUAUGUUGCCUAUUGUUUUUUUUUGUUGUUUUUUUGUUUAAAUGUUAACAGAGGUGCGUGAAGCUUCCAUGCCUCUCUGUCUGCCUCAAUCCUCCACACUGUCUCCGUAUUGCCUCUCAGGUACACCAGCAGAGAGAGCUAGGAUCACUGGCUGGUUGGGUAUGUGGUCCCUGAAGAGGUGACUAGCUCCAGGUGUGAUAGUGAUGGUGGAUGUAAACCAAGCUCAUUCCAGCCUGCUAGUCCGUGAUACAAUGUUUGUCUUUCUGAGGCAGGGUUUUUGCCGCCCCAUAUAUCACUUUCAAGAUGGCGCCGACACAGUGCACAGUUCUCGUUGUUUGCCUGUACUCUACCUAAACAAUUCCGCCUACUCUACUCAGCCCACUUGUGUGUCUCACUAACUCACAAAGGCAAACUUGCAUUUUGUAUAGUAUCCUACUGUCAUGAGUUGCUGUUUCUGUAUUUGGCAUUGAUCCGAACUCUACUGUUACCACCCAAUACCUAAUGGUGGUCAGCUUAAAAGUUUUGUGUCCCCACUAGGCCAACCCCCUGUCAUUAUAGAACACCGGUCUUCCUCCUUUCACCCGACGUGUUCCUUUGAGUUUCAGCUCCACGCACCUCUGUACUGUACUGUACUUGACUAGGCUAUGCAAAACCAUAAACCCACUGAUAUAUGCUGCAAUCACUAUUCUCUCGUUUGUCUGUGGUUGCCAGGACAAGCAAUAUUACUCUCAGUACAGCGCACUGUACCUCAUUUGGUAUGUGUAAUAACUUUGUUUAAAAAAAAAAAAAAAAACAUAAAAAAAAAAACACGAAUGUUUAUUGCUACUACUGUGUGUUUGGUGCAUGCUUUGAGCUAUGUUUAUACAAGUAUUCAUGUUACCUUUCCAUGGGUGGGUAGUGGGUCAGCCUUUCUAGUUAAUUUUCUCUUGUUUUAAUGACAUGAAUUGAAAUACAGUCUGCUGUCUUUCUACACUGCUAAGAAUAUUACUCCUGCUUACUUAAAUUGAAAAUACAAAUGUGUUGGUUUUGUAAGCUAAA
Messenger RNA from Esox lucius (northern pike), 4916 nucleotides. RefSeq names its product WW domain binding protein 1 (gene wbp1). Bases 129 to 968 code for a protein of 279 amino acids. NCBI's taxonomy places the organism in Eukaryota, Metazoa, Chordata, Actinopteri, Esociformes, Esocidae. The transcript has 4 exons. The record is from RefSeq and is a predicted model, not a curated record.